Neospora caninum is the source of this 1551-nucleotide messenger RNA. Its product is annotated as Tcc1a22.4, related. NCBI's taxonomy places the organism in Eukaryota, Apicomplexa, Conoidasida, Eucoccidiorida, Sarcocystidae. Gene Ontology annotation, biological process: regulation of DNA-templated transcription; nuclear-transcribed mRNA poly(A) tail shortening. Gene Ontology annotation, cellular component: P-body; CCR4-NOT core complex. The record is from RefSeq and is a predicted model, not a curated record. Bases 1 to 1551 code for a protein of 516 amino acids. The transcript has 6 exons.
AUGGAGAACAACUCUCCGAAUGGAGGAGGCGAUCGUCCCCAACACAGUGCCGCGGCGUCAAGUGACACUCAGCGUCCAGAGACGGGACUCCGUAAUUCCGCGGGCCUUGGGACCGGUCCUUCGUCGCCGGUUUCGCAAGUCAUGACGCUCUCCGGGGCGAACGGCGGGGUAGACGGAGGGAAAGGAGACAGAGGUUCAUCGGCACGGGGCGAGGCGACGGAGACUGCAACCGGAACUAGCGCCGGAGUGGAUCGCGAAAGGGGAGAGCGAACCGCGUUGCCGGCGUCAAAGGACGCCUGGUCGUCACUUCGGGGGAAGAUGUGUCUCGAGGAAAUGCUGUAUGAAACGUCGCAGAGGGCGAAGGUCUACAAUCGAAACCACUAUGGGCUCCUCGGUAUUCUCAAGGUCAUCCGAAUGACAGAUCCUGAUCUCAACGUCCUAGCCCUUGGAACAGAUCUCACUUCUCUGGGUCUCAACUUGAACUCUCCCGACUGCUUGUUCUCCUCCUUCGGCUCGCCCUGGUCCGACGCCCCAGCAGCUCGAGAUGCGGAGUCUUUGCUUCCGUCGUGCUAUCUACCGCCUGUCCCUCCUACCUUCAAGCUGUCUCACUUGGAGAAGUUCAAUGAGCACACGCUGUUUUACAUCUUUUACUGCUGCCCAAGACUCCUCCUUCAGGGCUGCGCAGCAGCAGAACUUUACAACCGGGGCUGGCAAUACCACAAGGUGUGGAAGAAGUGGUUCCUCGCAGAGCCGCUGUCGCGAACAGCCGGACGCAGCUCGACCGGCCCAACAGAGGACGGGAAGGAAACAAACACCUCGUCGACUGCUGCCGAGGGAGCAGGAGGCCGGUCGGGAGAGAGUGCUUCGUCCGCCAGCAGCCGAGGGAGCGGCGCAGAGGCAGGGGACGCAGCGAGAGAGACUGUCAAGCGCGAAGAGCACGGCGACGCUCCGGAGAACGCCGAGCCGACUUCUUCGGCAGCCGAACAGGAGGACAGGACGGAGGAGAAAGCAGGCGAGGCGACAGGAGAGAAAGCUGGAUCUGGAAGCUCAGCAGACCUCCCAAGGUGGACCUACUUCGAGCCAGCUACGUGGAGUCGCAAGGAAUUUCGCGGCGUUCUGGAUCUCCAGUGUUUCCUCAAAGCAGAGGAAGUGCGGCAGAGCGUGGAAGAAGGUGUACGCCAGGUGCGAGCCCAGCAGCAACUGCAACACCAGCAACUGCAGCAGUUGCAGCAGCAGCACCAGCAGCAAGUGUCUGUACAGCAGCAGCAAGUGGCUGCAGCAGCGCACCAGCACUUUUCACAGCAUCAGAAGCCUGGGCUGUCUCAGCCGCAACUCAACCACCACUUGGGCAUGAAUCUGUCUCAGUCGAAUAAUGCGCCUCCCGCCAACCACCCGAAUCCGGGACAGAUGGGUGCAGGCAGCGCCCUCUCCUCCGGUCAAGCUGGACAAUCCAGCAACGUGCCCAGUUGGUCUUCUCUCUCGUCCGGGGCCUCAGGGCCCUCAGCGAACGCCGUGGGCGGCGGAGCGGGAGGGAGUGGCGGCGGCCGUUGA